AUGGUGCAAAACACUGCAAAUGACAAUCACUUAUUACAAUACUCUUACGGUUACAUCACUAACAAAACAUACGUCCAACUCAUCCAUAACUCACUCACGAGUGUUGUUCAACGGCUGUACACGAGUCCAGCCAUGAGUGGACACAUGAGUGGACAGACCAGUGAUGAGGCCAUCAAUGAAUGGAUGCUAAAUGUUGGCAAAGAAGAGAAAGUGGAUCUUUUAGACAAUGCUUUGCAUACAAAUGAUGGUAAUGUCAUCACUAGUGUUGUUCUUUAUCUGAAGAGAACAAUCAAAGCCAAUAUAUUUAACUAUGAAAUAAGUAAAAGAUGUUUAGCCGCCGAUCACUACUUGUUUUACUUAAGACAAAACCAAAAAACCGAUGAAUUGAUGGACACGUUAUCAAUGUUAGGCCGACACGAAGAGGCGGCCAUGACUGCAUACACUCAGGCUAUGACUUGUGUCGAUAUUUCAGCUAAAAUUCAGAAUUUAAAAAAUUGUUUGCGAAACCAUUUUACGAGUGGAGGCAAUGAUUGUAUUUUUUGGAGUAAUCAUAUUUCAGAGCAAAUAUCACUUCUGGAACAACAGUUGCCAAUAGAGAGUGACGAUCGAAGACAAGAACGCAAUGCUUUAGCUAAGUCUCAACAGUGGUUACAAAUCGAUGCUCUCUUUGAAUAUAAGUCAUGGUUAGGCAACAAACGGAUCAAGUCGUUGAUUCCAUUCGACAAAGUGGUCAUAUUAUUGCAUAGGAAUAGCGCUCCACACGAUAUGCUAUCUAAAUAUCUACACCUUAUCGACGAUUUUGACAUUAAGUUUAGUUUAGCCAAAGAUAUCAAACUUUUGAACAUUGCUAUUGAUCCUUUAAUUAAAGCAAACGAUCGUAAAAGACUAGAAGAAGUCUCAACUAAACUCGACAUUAAUUCAGAACAUUAUAUUAACACUAAUUCCGAGAUGACAUCCGGCGACGAAGCCCUCAAUGGCCGUACAAUCGAGGUUUCGUGGCGUAAUCUCGUCUAUACAGUACAGGCAAACCCUUUGCUCGCAAGCUUUCGCAAGGAUAACAAAAGCCGAACCAUUUUGAAGGGUCUUUCAGGUUAUUUUAGAAGUGGAAAUUUGACCGCAAUUAUGGGUCCGUCAGGCGCUGGAAAGUCAACACUAUUAGAGUGUGUGUCAGGAUUUCGGAAGAAAGGACUAUCAGGUGAUGUCCGCAUCACAGGAAGCAAUCGUAUUAAGAUUGGAUUAAUUGCUCAAAACGAUCAGUUACUCAAUCAAUUAACUGUGAAAGAAGCACUACUUUUUGCCUCAAAACUCAAAAACUAUCAACAAAUGGAAAAUAAAGAUCUCGAGGAUGUCGUUGUCGAAGAUAAUUAUGCUGAAAAUCAAAGCAAAGAUUCGUCUUCAUAUCAUGAUAUGCUGGCCAGACAUGUUAUCAAACAAUUAGGUCUCGAGGUUUGUGCCGAUACAAAAAGUGGCAACUGUUCGGGUGGACAGCGAAAACGUCUAUCAAUUGCCUUAGAAUUGAUCUCAAAACCCAAUAUUCUGAUUCUGGAUGAGCCCACUUCUGGUUUGGACAGCUCUGCCUGUUAUCAAACCGUUUCUGUAAUGCAAGACUUAACACAACAAAUGCAAUCAAAGAAUCCGAUAGCAGUGGUGGCAACAAUACACCAGCCAUCAGCCCGAGUGUUCAAUCUGUUUCACCACGUCUAUGUCAUUUCAUUUGAUGGCCAAUGCAUAUUCCAGGGCUCUCCACAACAACUUAUUCCCCAAUUAGCCAACGUUGGCCUUAAUUGUCCACAAUUUCAUAAUCCGGCAGAUUUUAUAGCAGAAGUUGCUUCGGGAGAGUACGGACACGAAGGCAUCGUUAAGUUGGCCGCACAGAAGAAACAGACAGACUCUGCUAUUCCGGUCAUUUCUGGACCCAAAAGCUUAACAUUGGCUCAAAUAUCGCAAACCCAAUCUUAUCCCGUUAUACUUCACACUUGGCUCUUGUUUUAUCGCUCACUUCUGGUCAUACUUCGGGACCCAAUGCUAACUUCUUUGAGAUUUGCGUCUCAUUUAAUUACAGCAGUAUUUAUAGGUUUGCUUUACGGCGAUGCUAUUGGACAGCCGGGAGGAUGUCCUCCACAAGUGUCUCCUCUCAACGAUUUGGAACAUUUCGCUGAAUUUCGGGAAAAGUAUGAAAAGGAAACCAUUACUAUCACUGAAAACGUGGCGUUUGUCUUCUUUACCCUAAUGUUUAUCAUGUUUGGAGCAAUGAUGCCAACAAUCAUGACAUUCCCUAUGGAUAUGCAAGUAUUCCGCAAAGAAAGAACUAAUGGAUGGUAUAGUUGUGCCACUUAUUACUUUGCUAAGACACUCGCAGAUAUGCCAUUUCAGUUUAUAUUUCCGGCGACUUUCACAACCAUCAGCUAUUAUAUGACAGGACAGGACGACUCAUACCUGCGAUUCACUGGUUUUACCAUAAUCUCGAUAGCAAUCGCAUUGAUAGCCCAAAGUCAAGGUCUGCUAAUCGGUGCUAUAUUUAUGGAGGACGCGAGCGCUGCUGUAUUUUUAGGGCCCAUAACUUGCAUUCCUCUUAUGCUUUUCGCCGGAUUUUUUGUCAGAAUAUCAACGAUUCCCUCGUAUUUCAGACCUUUGACUUACAUCUCGUAUUUGCGGUAUUCGUUUGAAGCAUACAUUGCUGUCCUCUAUGGUUACGAUCGCUGCGAAUGGGACCCCAGUUUAGCUAACCUUACGAAUGCAAAGCCUGAAUGGUUAGACUACUUGACACAGAUAUUGGCCCCCAAUUCCGAUACCACUCCAGAGGGAGACAAUAAUAAAGAGAACUUCAUUCAGACCCUAUUGGAUAACCUGAGCGGACAGUUCGGCUCCAGUUCUGAGGAGGACUACCAGUCAAUAGUGAUGUCUCAGUUCGAAGUCAGUGACGAGAGUCUCAUUUGGAACUCAAUUAUUUUGACCCUCUUUUUCAUUGCUAUGCGAGUUAUCACUUAUGCUGUCCUUCUCUGGAAAGUCAACAAAAGGGAGUGAAAGGCAGUCAAAG
Molecule: messenger RNA, 3037 nt
Organism: Medioppia subpectinata
Lineage: Eukaryota; Metazoa; Arthropoda; Arachnida; Sarcoptiformes; Oppiidae
Source: the annotation of a GenBank genome assembly